Molecule: messenger RNA, 2966 nt
Organism: Mastomys coucha (southern multimammate mouse)
Lineage: Eukaryota; Metazoa; Chordata; Mammalia; Rodentia; Muridae
Gene: Ndrg4
Product: NDRG family member 4
Exons: 16
Coding region: 261-1376 (371 amino acids)
Biological process (GO): brain development; signal transduction; positive regulation of ERK1 and ERK2 cascade
Cellular component (GO): cytoplasm
Source: RefSeq, a predicted model, not a curated record
UCCACUCCUCCAGCCCGCGACAGCUCCGGUCCAGCCGCCGAGCGGGACGCGCAGCGCGGCCCACGCCCACCCACCCACGCGGACACGCCCCCGCAGCGCGGCGCCCCGCCCCCAGCUCCCGGGCUCGCUUGCUCGCUUGCUCGCUCGUGCGGGGAACCUGCACCGCUCGUGGGCGGCGGCGGCGGCGGCGUCCAGGCCCGGCUCCCGCCUCGGCGACUGUGUCGCUCGGCAGCCUGGGGCUUCUGCUCCACGACGUGACCAUGGCCGGACUCCAGGAGCUGAGAUUUCCUGAGGAGAAGCCCCUGCUCCGGGCCCAGGAUGCUACCGAGCUGGACAACCCUGAUGCCUUCCUCUCAGUUGUGGACACAGACUGGAAGGAACAUGACAUUGAGACGCCUUAUGGCCUUCUGCAUGUGGUGAUCCGGGGCUCUCCCAAAGGGAACCGCCCAGCCAUCCUCACCUACCAUGAUGUGGGUCUCAAUCACAAGCUGUGCUUCAACACCUUCUUCAACUUCGAGGACAUGCAGGAGAUCACCAAACACUUUGUGGUGUGCCAUGUGGAUGCCCCUGGGCAGCAGGUGGGAGCGUCACAGUUCCCUCAGGGGUACCAGUUCCCCUCCAUGGAGCAGCUGGCUGCCAUGCUCCCAAGUGUGGUACAGCACUUUGGGUUCAAGUACGUGAUUGGCAUUGGAGUGGGAGCCGGAGCCUAUGUGCUGGCCAAGUUUGCACUCAUCUUCCCUGACUUGGUGGAGGGGCUGGUGUUGAUGAACAUUGACCCCAAUGGCAAAGGCUGGAUUGACUGGGCUGCCACCAAGCUCUCUGGCUUGACCAGCACUUUACCGGAUACUGUACUCUCCCAUCUCUUCAGCCAGGAGGAGCUGGUGAACAACACGGAGCUGGUACAGAGCUACCGGCAACAGAUCUCAAACGUGGUGAACCAGGCCAACCUGCAACUCUUCUGGAACAUGUACAACAGCCGCAGAGACCUUGACAUUAACCGGCCUGGGACGGUGCCCAAUGCCAAGACACUCCGCUGCCCAGUGAUGCUGGUAGUCGGAGAUAAUGCACCUGCUGAGGAUGGGGUGGUUGAGUGUAACUCCAAACUGGACCCAACCACUACGACCUUCCUGAAGAUGGCAGAUUCUGGCGGUCUACCUCAGGUGACACAGCCAGGGAAGCUGACUGAGGCCUUCAAGUACUUCCUGCAAGGCAUGGGCUACAUGCCCUCAGCCAGCAUGACCCGACUUGCGCGCUCACGAACCGCCUCCCUCACCAGUGCCAGUUCUGUGGAUGGCAGCCGCCCUCAGCCCUGUGCCCACUCAGACAGCAGUGAGGGGAUGGGCCAGGUCAACCACACCAUGGAGGUGUCCUGCUGAAGCCCUCGUCCUGCCCAAGAUGCCCGCUUACCUGCCCCCAGGUCCCACUGCCAUCUCCGCACCGGCUCAUCUUCCCUUUAGUUUAUUUUUGUGAGAGUGAAGGGGAGGAAUUGGGGUUACUUCUCUUGUAUUUAAAAAAAAUUGAGGGGAUCCACCUUGGGACAGCACAGCACAACAGUCUUAGAUGGUGUGAGGGCCUCGCCUUAUAUACUCCUGUCUCACUCAGCAUGGUCGCUGGUUGGUACGGCCCCUCUCUGCCCAGCUGGGGUGUGGCCAGGAUAUAGGAUACAGUACUGAAGAAAGCACAACACAGCCCCUGGAGCUGGCAGAUGUGGGGUUUGAAGAUGGUGGGUGCUGAGCCAAGGCUCUCAUGUGAGUGAGAGUCAGACCAGUGGGGAGUCUUGGACCUCAGAGUGUCCCUUUCCUGUAACCAUUGCAUCAAGCACACCUAUUCUAAUAGUAGAGGUGACAGUCAUAAGGAUGGCAGCCACAAGAGGGAGCUCUAGACUGACAGGCAUUUUCCUGGUGCUCUCUGGGCAGGACAGGUGAUGUAAGGCCAGCCAGGCUGAAGAAUAUUGAGAACCCUGACAUGGGGGCAGGAACCCCCAUACUCUGCCAGCACAGGGCCAUGUCCCACCCUGAGGCAAAGGUCACCUGGUCUCCUGUCCCUGUUGGCAGAGGUAAAAUGUUGGUUGCUUUGUAUGCUGUGUGUGGCCCCUGAGAACUUCACGAUCACCCCUUUGGGAGCUGGCAGGUACUUGUCCCAGAUUUCACCAAGUGUUUGUCACAGUGCCCUGGUCAACUUGGAUCAGUGUGUCACAGACGUUACUUGAGAAGUGAGCUUGUUAGAAAGAUACAAUGACCUCUGCUUGCUGGAUGGGGCUGGAGCUUGCCUGGUCCUUGGGUGGCAGAUGGGCCGUCCUCGAGGUGAACAAAGGCUCCAAGCCUCCUACAGCCCACAACUGUGUCCACCAUCUCACGGAGUACUCUCACAGCCUGGCCAUUGGUUUCAUCCGCUGUCAUCCCCAGAGAUGAGAGAGAGCACUUAAGUGUGUAUAUGGGGGGGGGGGUGAUGUAUGUGAUGUUGUGUGGGUGUUCUGAGGCAAGAGGACACUGACACCCAUGUAUCUGUGGCACAUGCCGCCUCUUUCUGUAUCUGUAAGCCAUUUCUGGACUGCUCUGGAGUCCAGUGGAGUGUAUCCUAUCCCCGGUUCUGUUUGCUCACGUGCUUCCGUGAAUACUGAAUGUGACUGUUUAAAGCUGGUAGAAUUAAUCCCUUUCUGUAGAUAGCACUUCAAGUAUUGGAUAUCUUUUUGCUGUGUUCUUAAGAUAUCUAUAAAUACCUAUACAUUAUAUAUAUAUAUGUAUAUCAGGUCCUCCUGUAUGUGGUUUCCCAUUGAUGAUUGUCUUCUCUUUGGUCAAGAUGAACUUUUAAUGGAGUUCAUUACUUUACUCUCUGUACAAAGUUAAGAGCCUAAUUUUGUGUAUUCUGGUGGCUGAUAAGAGACUUUGAGAUUACAAAAUGCAAAACAAAAAUCCUUGAUAUAGAAAGUUAACUGUGCAGAAAAACUAAUAAAGAAAUUAAGUGUA